Messenger RNA from Knipowitschia caucasica, 1362 nucleotides. Lineage: Eukaryota; Metazoa; Chordata; Actinopteri; Gobiiformes; Gobiidae. The record is from the annotation of a GenBank genome assembly.
AUGGCUAACCAGCUAACAGCGCAGGCCGUGAGCAAGACUGCACCAGGAAAACAUGGGAAUGUUCUGCCCUUGUGGGGCAACGAAAAGACUAUGAACCUCAACCCAAUGAUUCUUACCAAUGUGUUGUCUUCGCCAUAUUUUAAAGUUCAACUUUAUGAACUCAAGACGUAUCACGAAGUUGUGGACGAGAUUUAUUUCAAGGUUAAUCAUGUUGAACCUUGGGAAAAGGGAAGCAGAAAGACCGCCGGUCAAACUGGAAUGUGCGGAGGGGUACGUGGAGUUGGAACAGGAGGAAUUGUGUCAACAGCAUUCUGCCUUUUAUAUAAACUAUUUACGCUCAAACUCACUCGCAAACAGCUAAUGGGUCUCAUCACACACUCAGACUCUCCUUACAUCAGAGCUCUUGGCUUCAUGUAUAUUAGGUACACUCAACCUCCAGCUGAUUUGAUUGAGUGGUAUGAUGGCUUCAUGGAUGAUGAGGAGGAACUUGAUGUGAAGGCAGGAGGAGGCUGUGUCAUGACUAUUGGAGAGAUGCUUCGCUCUUUCUUGACCAAACUGGAGUGGUUUUCCACUUUGUUUCCUCGAAUUCCUGUACCUGUGCAGAAGGCUAUUGACCAGCAGAUGAAAAGUAGGCCUCGUAAGGUUACUCAGACGGAGGCUGUGGAAGAAGAAGCAACUAAUGUAGAACCUGGAGGACAGGGGGAACGUCACAGUUCUCGGUCUUCACGUCGAUCCCAGAGUCCUAAAAGAUCCCCUAAACGCUCAAGAAGCAGGAGCCAUCACAGAGAAAGAGAACGACGUGGGCCCAGUUUUGACCGAGAGUUGGAACGAGAGCGGGACCGGCAAAGGAAAGAGCGAGACCGGGGAGAGCGAGACAGGCGGCGCUCACGAAGUGCAGACAGAAACCAAGAGCGGCGAGAACGCAGAAAAAGCAGAAGCGGCAGCCGGGACCGGCGGACCGAGCGAAGGGACAAAGAGCGGGAUGGAGGUGAAGAUAGGAACAAAAAGAAAGACAGGAAUCACCACAAAGACAGGGCCUCAGAGAGAGAGCGAUCUCGAGACCGAAAGAACAGAGAGGACGAGCGCAGACAUAAAGAUGAUAGGGAUCGGCAAAGAGACGAGCGGAAGGCCAGGAGAUCGAGCAAAAGUCGAAGCAAGGAAAAGAAGCACAAGAGUGGUGAUGAAAAGAGUCGCAAAUGUGAGCGAAGCCACACUCGAGAGAAGGAACGCGACAGAGAACGAGAUGGAGAAGCGCGAUCUCACAAACGCAGUGGUAGUAAAGACAGAUCCCACCACCAGCAUGAGUCUAGUAAUGACUACAGUAAACACAGUGAGCGCAAAAGAAGUCGAAGCAUAGAUUGA